Messenger RNA from Annulohypoxylon truncatum, 2144 nucleotides. Its product is annotated as lysyl-tRNA synthetase. Gene Ontology annotation, cellular component: cytosol; cytoplasm. Gene Ontology annotation, molecular function: ATP binding; lysine-tRNA ligase activity; tRNA binding. The coding region runs from base 159 to 1973 and encodes 604 amino acids. NCBI's taxonomy places the organism in Eukaryota, Fungi, Ascomycota, Sordariomycetes, Xylariales, Hypoxylaceae. Gene Ontology annotation, biological process: lysyl-tRNA aminoacylation. The transcript has 3 exons. The record is from RefSeq and is a predicted model, not a curated record.
CGCUGUCACAAAAAAUAAAAAUUCAAGCCAAACAGCGCGGGGUGGUCAAUUCAAAGUCUAUUUGUGCGCCAGCAACACGACACAGAAGUAAACCUAAUUUCUUCCCAAAACACCAACUUUCAACCGUCCUUCUACUACUUUUUCUAAUCGCAGUCACCAUGGCAGAUCAGGCGCCGACCGAACAGGUCGCAAACCUGCACCUGGAUGAAGUCACUGGAGAGAAGGUGUCUAAGUCAGAGUUGAAGAAGCGACAGAAGCAACGCGAGCGUGACGCUAAGAAGCAAGAAAAGGCUGCUGCUGCACCCCCUAAGCCUGCGAAGAAGACGAAUGCUGAAGCCGAUGAGAAGGAAUUGACUCCCAAUCAAUACUUCGAGAUACGAUCUCGGGCUAUUACCAAGCUCAUCGAGACCCACGAUCCCUACCCCUACCCCCACAAGUUCAACCGCGAUUACGACCUCAACAACCUCGCCAAGGAAUAUGGCCACCUCAAGUCCGGUGAACACGACAAGACCAAGACUCUGCAGGUGGCUGGUAGAAUAUACAACAAGCGCGCGUCGGGUAGCAAGCUUCUCUUCUACGAUAUUCGAGGUAACAAUGGCGUAAAGGCCCAGAUUAUGUGUCAGGCCCAGGAAGUUCGCGAUGGUGCACCAUCUUUCGAAAAGCAGCAUGACCACAUCCGACGUGGUGACAUCAUUGGAGUCGUCGGCUACGCGGGACGAACUGCUCCUAAGACCAAGCUUGAGAAGGGCGAGGAGGGCGAACUCUCCAUCUUUGCGACUGAGAUCGUCCUACUAUCGCCUUGCCUUCACCAAUUGCCCGACGAAUACUAUGGCUUCAAGGACCAGGAACAGCGGUACCGCAAGCGAUACCUUGACCUCAUCAUGAACCCCAAGACCGCCAACACCUAUCGCACCCGUACUAAGAUCAUCAAGUACAUCCGCCGCUACCUCGACGAUGCCGGCUUUGAAGAGGUUGAGACCCCUAUCCUCAACAAGAUUGCUGGUGGUGCUACCGCCAAGCCCUUUGAGUCUCAUCUUAACGACUACAACAUGGACGUAUUUUUGCGAAUUGCUCCAGAGUUGCCUCUCAAGAUGUUGAUUGUUGGAGAAUAUGACAAGGUGUACGAGAUCGGUCGCCUGUUCCGUAACGAAGGUGCCGAUUUAACUCACAACCCAGAGUUCACUACUUGCGAGUUCUACGAAGCUUAUGCUGACUUCAACGAUCUGAUGCACCGAACUGAAGAGCUUGUCUCCGGUCUUGUCAAGCAGCUCACGGGCGGUUACACGACCACAUUUACCACACAGCACGGCGAGACGUACAACGUGAACUGGGAGGCGCCGUGGCGACGAGUGGAAAUGAUUCCUGCUCUUGAGGAAGCGACUGGAGAGAAGUUCCCUCCCGGUGACCAGCUUCACACCGACGAGACGAGAGAGUGGCUCAAGGGGGUCAUGAAGAAGGUUAACGUUGUCUGUCCCGAGCCCCAGACAACUGCACGAAUGCUCGACCGGUUGACUGGCGAGUUCAUCGAAGAAACUGCCGUAAACCCCACCUUCAUCACUGAGCAUCCCAAGAUCAUGUCUCCGCUAGCCAAGGACCACCGUAGCAAGCCUGGUCUGACUGAGCGAUUCGAGGCCUUCGUUUGCAAGAAGGAGAUUGCGAAUGCUUACACUGAGUUGAACCAACCAUUCGAGCAGCGACUCCGUUUCGAGGAGCAGGCGCGCCAGAAGGCUCAGGGUGAUGACGAGGCUCAAAUGAUCGACGAGACGUUCCUCAACGCUCUUGAGUACGGUUUACCUCCGACCGCUGGAUGGGGUCUAGGUAUCGACCGACUAGUCAUGUUCUUAACGAAUAACUACAGUAUCAAGGAGGUGCUGCUAUUCCCCUUCAUGAAUCCAGAACAGAAGAAGGACAAGGUCCCUGUCGAGGGCGCAGAGGAACCACAAGUGCAUUUGGAGGGAAUUCCCCACAAAUAGGCACAGGUACCUUUGGCCUCGGUUAGGACGAAACCCUGUUUUGGUCGGGGUGAUUUUGGUUGUAUAUGGUCUACGGCGUUUGUACAAUAAUCUCUGGGAUCCUAGAUAGUCAAAAGCAUGCUAUGCUAUACCAAGCCAUAGUAUUACGACAUGCUCUACUAUUAUCAGAGU